AUGAAGAUCGUGGCCUAUGGCUUCGUAGCCCACUCCCGCGCCUACCUACGAGAUCCAUGGAACUGGGUGGACUUCACCGUGGUGAUGGUGGGCCUGCUGGACACUGCGCAGGUGGAGGCCUUGUCCUUCUUGAAGCCCGCUCGCGUGCUGCGGCCGCUCCGAUCGCUCUCCGCUGUGCCCGGGAUCCGGCACUUGUUCCGCACCAUCAUCCUCUCGCUCCCCGGGCUGAAGGACUCGGCUAAAACCACUUGGCAAGAGGAUUCUCCGGUAAGACAGGAUGUGGUGCUCUUGGCCUUGUUCCUCCUGGUGAUGUUCGGCGUCCUCGGGUCAGGGGCUGGGAAAGUCUCAGCAUCUCAGUUCAAGGCCUAG
Messenger RNA from Symbiodinium pilosum, 369 nucleotides. Lineage: Eukaryota; Dinophyceae; Suessiales; Symbiodiniaceae. The record is from the annotation of a GenBank genome assembly.